Molecule: messenger RNA, 381 nt
Organism: Pistacia vera
Lineage: Eukaryota; Viridiplantae; Streptophyta; Magnoliopsida; Sapindales; Anacardiaceae
Product: probable carboxylesterase 1
Exons: 2
Coding region: 1-381 (126 amino acids)
Molecular function (GO): hydrolase activity
Source: RefSeq, a predicted model, not a curated record
AUGUCCGCUUUUGCUCCACGCUACCAUCUCUUCUGUAACACCGUUUCAGCCCAAGCUGGGGCCAUAAUUGUUUCUGUGGAGUACGGAGUCUUCCCGAUCGACCCUACCGGCUUGUACGAAGACUCAUGGGCUGCACUCCAGUGGGUGGCGUCCCGUCAGUGGAAAUGGACCCGACCUUGGCUGAAUGAUCAUGCUGUUUCAACAAAGUUUUUCAUGUGGAGUCAUGCUGGAGGUAAUAUUUCGCAUACUCUGGCGUUCCGUCGGGUCAAUCGGAUCCCAGCUGACACGCCGGCAGAGGAUCUGGCUAAGCUCGGGUGCGAGAGGGUGUUGAUAUUUGUGGCGGAGAAAUCAUCUGAAUGUUGUGGGGAAAAAUUACCAUGA